This is a messenger RNA of Naumovozyma castellii, 288 nucleotides long. RefSeq names its product Sus1p (gene SUS1). Lineage: Eukaryota; Fungi; Ascomycota; Saccharomycetes; Saccharomycetales; Saccharomycetaceae. The coding region runs from base 1 to 288 and encodes 95 amino acids. The record is from RefSeq and is a predicted model, not a curated record. The transcript is spliced from 3 exons.
AUGAGUGAGAUUAACUCUAUGAAAGCCCAAAUCCAAAAGUAUUUAGUAGAAUCUGGCAAUUAUGAAUUAAUCUCGAAACAACUAACUGAAAGCCUUUUACGAGAAGGUUGGAUAGACAAGGUUAAAACGCUGACAAAGGAAGAAUUACAAGAAAACAAGUCAUUAAAUUAUACCGAACUUCUGUCUAAGAUCGAACCAAAAGCGUUAGAUAUGGUAUCUGAUUCAACCAAAACGCAAGCUCUUCAGAAAAUUAAAGUUUUUCUGGACCAAGUGGUAGAUACUGAAUAA